GGCUGCCUGUACCCCAAAUUGUCAACACUUGGUUUUCCACCAGGGUCCAGAGGAAGAUGACAGAGACAGAUGGAGGCGGUGACGUGGGUCUCCCUCCUCAUCCUCCAUUGUGCCUUCCUGGGUGGUGAUGUCAUCAGAACCAUGCAUCCUUAUGAGGAGCAGUGCUGAGAGGUGACCCGUCAGGAGAAGUUAAGAGCAGUUUACAUUCUUCUUACUUAAGCAGACUGAGAGCCCAGGAAUGCACCACUUGCUGCUCCCUCGUCGUCUCCUUCACUUUUGAAUACAUUCAAGCCAAUUAAUCCACCUUAAAAAGUGGCCUCAGGGAUGGAGUCCACACCUGAAGAUGGAGCCGUUGUGUGCGUGACCAGCGAGGGACUCGCCGCCAUUGAGGAUGAGGAGGUUCUGAACAAAAUGCUGGACAAUGCUGACACUUUUGAAGAGCGAAGACUCAUCCGUGCUGCGUUGAGGGACCUGCUCAAGAAAAAGAGAGACAAGCGGGAGCAGGAGCGAGGGUCCCGGCAGCAGGACUUGAGGCAAGCCCUGGGCAAAAGAAGCGGAGGAGGAGGAGGAGGAGGAGGAGGAAGAGGAGGAGUUGCUGGCACCGGAAGAGCAGCAAUGAAGUCCACCACAAACUGCCCACCUGACGCCUCCACUACAGCAGGAGGCAAGGCAGGUCCUGCUCAAGCCAGCUCCAGAGGUCCCCCCUCCACAGUCCCCAAUGCUAAGAAUGUCAAACAGAUGCUUCUGGACUGGUGCCGGGCCAAAACCGAACCAUAUGAGGGGGUGAACAUCCGGAACUUCUCCUCCAGCUGGAAAGACGGCAUCGCGUUCUGCGCCUUGGUGCACCGCUUCUUCCCGGACGCCUUCGAGUACUCGGUCCUGAACCCGCACAAGCCCGGGGACAACUUCCAGCUGGCGUUCAGCACGGCAGAGAGGCUGGCGGGCUGCCCGCCUCUGCUGGACCCGGACGACUUGGUCCGGAUGGAGGAGCCCGACUGGAAGUGCGUGUACACGUACAUCCAGGAGUUCUACCGCUGCCUGGUGGAAAAAGGCCUGGUGAAAACCAAAAAGCGUGCGUAGGACGUGAAGAAGCCAGGUGCGAGGUGAAGAUCACACCAACGUAUUUACUGGCGUUAUGCAGCAUUAGAAGGUAAAUGAUCUCAGGUGACGUGUGUGGUGCUCUAAUGAAGGCGGAGUCGUGCUCUCAUCAGCACCAUUUUCAACCCAGAGACGCCAAGGGAAUAGCCAGAUGAGCUGCAUGUGUCUCCUUUGACCACUAGAUGGCACUAGAUGUGAUUCAACUAUAUAUGUUUAUUAUUGUGCUAUUUCUAAUAUGUUGCUUUCCAACAUAUUAGACACUUGUAAUGACUAAUUGCUAUUCUAGAGACCAGGGGUCACCAACGCGGUGCCCGCGGGCACCAGGUAGCCCGUAAGGACCACAUGAGUAGCCCGCUGACCUGUUCUAAAAAUAGCUCAAAUAGCAGCACUUACCAGUGAGCUGCCUCUAUUUUUUAAAUUGUAUUUAUUUACUAGCAAGCUGGUCUCGCUUUGCCCAACAUUUUUAAUUCUAAGAGAGACAAAACUCAAAUAGAAUUUGAAAAUCCAAGAAAAUAUUUUAAAGACUUGGUCUUCACUUGCUUAAAUAAAUUCAUUUAUUUUUUUACUUUGCUUUUUUUAACUUUCAGAAAGACAAUUUUAGAGAAAAAAUACAACCUUAAAAAUGAUUUUAGGAUUUUUAAACACAUAUACCUUUUUACCUUUUAAAUUCCUUCCUCUUCUUUCCUGACAAUUUAAAUCAAUGUUCAAGUAAUUUUAUCUUUUUUUAUUGUAAAGAAUAAUGAAUACAUUUUAAUUUAAUUUUUCAUUUUAGCUUCUGUUUUUUUGACGAAGAAUAUUUGUGAAAUAUUUAUUCAAACUUAUGAUUAAAAUAAAAUUAAAAUAUUCUGGCAAAUCUAGAAAAUCUGUGGAAUCAAAUUUAAAUCUUAUUUCAAAGUCUUUUGAAUUUCUUUUAAAAUUUUUGUCCUGGAAAAUCUAGAAGAAAUAAUGAUUUGUCUUUGUUAGAAAUAUAGCUUGGUCCAAUUUGUUAUAUAUUCUAACAAAGUGCAGAUUGGAUUUUAACCUAUUUAAAACAUGUCAUCAAAAUUCUAAAAUUAAUCUUAAUCAGGAAAAAUUACUAAUGAUGUUCCAUAAAUUCUUUUUAAAAAUGUUUCCAAAAGAUUCGAAUUAGCUAGUUUUUCUCUUCUUUUUUUCGGUUGAAUUUUGAAUUUUAAAGAGUCGAAAUUGAAGAUAAACUAUGUUUCAAAAUUUAAUUGUCAUUUUUUUCCUGUUUUCUCCUCUUUUAAACCGUUCAAUUAAGUGUAAAUAUCAUUAAUUAUUAAUAAUAACAUAGAGUUAAAGGUAAAUUGAGCAAAUUGGCUAUUUCUGGCAAUUUAUUUAAGUGUGUAUCAAACUGGUAGCCCUUCGCAUUAAUCACUACCCAAGAAGUAGCUCUUGGUUUCAAAAAGGUUGGUGACCCCUGCUAUAGACAGCGAGUGAAAACAUUUAAUACAAUAUUUUCCUAAAUAUAACAGGUAAAAGAAGAACUGAUUCACUGUGUGCAUUUAUCAACCAUUAAUACGUCUUAAAUAUGUUGGUAUAGUACGGGGUGGGCAACCUGCAUGUGGCUCCUUGGAGCUUUCUCAAAAAUGGGGAAAAUAUACUUCUUGUUUUAUUCAAUCAAUCAAUCAAUGUUUACUUAUAUAGCCCUUAAUCAGGAGUGUCUCAAAGGGCUGCACAAGCCACAACGACAUCCUCGGCUCAGAUCCCACAUCAGGGCAAGGAAAAACUCCACCCAAUGGGACAAUGAGAAACCUUGGAGGGUUUCCUAAAUCUGGCAACGGGUGUGCAUAUGUGAGCCUUUAAUACAUUGAAAUUAGGGAUGUCCGAUAAUAUCGGCAGGCCGAUAUUAUCGGCCGAUAAAUGCGUAAAAAUGUAAUAUCGGAAAUUAUCGGUAUCGGUUUUUUAUUAUCUGUAUCGGUUUUUUUAUUUUUUUAUUUUUUUAUUUUAUUAAAUCAACAUAAAAAACACAAGAUACACUUACAAUUAGUGCACCAACCCAAAAAACCUAACUCCCCCCAUUUUUUUCUGUUAUCAAUAUUCUGGUUCCUACAUUAUAUAUCAAUAUAUAUCAAUACAGUCUGCAAGGGAUACAGUCUGUAAGCACACAUGAUUGUGCGUGCUGCUGGUCCACUAAUAGUACUAACCUUUAACAGUUUAUUUUACUCAUUUUCAUUAAUUACUAGUUUCUAUGUAACUGUUUUUAUAUUGUUUUACUUUUUUUUUUAUUCAAGAAAAUGUUUUUAAUUUAGUUAUCUUAUUUUAUUAUUAUUUUUUAAAAAGUACCUUAUCUUCACCAUACAUGGUUGUCCAAAUUAGGCAUAAUAAUGUGUUAAUUCCACGACUGCAUAUAUCGGUUGAUAUCGGUAUCGGUUGAUAUCGGUAUCGGUAAUUAAAGAGUUGGACAAUAUCGGAAUAUCGGAUAUCUGCAAAAAGCCAUUAUCGGACAUCCCUAAUUGAAAUGUAUUUGAAAACAAGACAAAGGCAUCAAACUAUAAUGAAUGUUUUAUAUUCUGUGUACUUUAAUGGGGAAACCUUUGAUAAAACAUUGUUAUAAAUAUGAUACGAUAAAAAAAGUGUGUGCAUAUAUCAGUUAUUCUCGAACAGUGAGGCGUGUGACUCGCUUUAUCAGUAUCAUGCACAACAUGCUCAUUGUCGCCAGUAAUCUUGACUUCCUCAUUUUAAGAUAUUAAACAAAUAAACCGCACAAACUGUUGCAUUAAUUUUGUUACGUAGUUUAAAGAUUAUUAUAUUCUGCUCCCGAGUUAAUUUUGCUGAUCAAUUUGAUACAUUUAUUAUUAAUUAUUGCAUUAAUUUUUCCAGUAUCAAAUAGUUUUAAGUUGAUCAAAAGUUCAAACGAGGAUAUUUUUUCCCACAGGCAAAAUGAUGUACC
This is a messenger RNA of Entelurus aequoreus (snake pipefish), 3988 nucleotides long. RefSeq names its product smoothelin a (gene smtna). The record is from RefSeq and is a predicted model, not a curated record. Lineage: Eukaryota; Metazoa; Chordata; Actinopteri; Syngnathiformes; Syngnathidae. The transcript has 9 exons. Gene Ontology annotation, biological process: actin cytoskeleton organization. Gene Ontology annotation, cellular component: filamentous actin; microtubule organizing center. Gene Ontology annotation, molecular function: protein binding. Bases 325 to 1080 code for a protein of 251 amino acids.